CCAUUCUCUCGUCUCCCGUAUACUAUCUGACAUAACCAUUAAAAUAGUGUCAACCGCUAGCAUAACCAUUCACACAUCGUGACCCUAUAAUCAUUUACAACAGUAUAUCAAAUUUCCGACAAAACUCAAAAUUUCAGUGAUAAAAAACAUGGAGAAAUCCUUCAUUCUCGAGUAUUUCAGGAUUAGUAUUAAAAAUCCUACAAAUUUAAAUGGCAAUUAAAAAUGAGAAUAUUCGAAAAUGGUGCAUACGUAAUUUGCAAUUAUUGAAAUUUGAAAUUGCAUCAGAUUAAUAGGUUCACAAUAGAAUUAAGAAUGUAGAUAAAAAAAUAUAUUUUUCUGUAAUUCUCGAAGGUAUGUAAGCGCCCAAAGUUCUUCACAAUGCAUAAGAAAACAAGGACGGUAUUUUAUUUGAUCCUCAAUAUAAUAUUUUCGAUUAUUAUUGUGUUAUUAAACAAAUGGAUUUAUGUUCAUCUUGGAUUUCCAAAUAUAACUUUGUCUAUGAUCCAUUUUGCUGUAACUUCUAUCGGUUUAUUAAUAUGUGAGAAAUUGGAUGUAUUUUGUGUGAAAAGUGUAGCAGCUAAGGACAUGAUUUUAAUUGCCACAACUUUCUGCGGAUUUGUGGUGUUGACGAACUUGAGCUUGGCAUACAACACUGUUGGAACAUAUCAGGUAGCCAAGAUGCUGACUACGCCUUGUGUCAUCAUGAUGCAGAUGUGUUUCUAUGAUAAACAUUUUAGUGUGAUGAUCAAAUUAACUCUAAUACCCAUUGCUCUUGGAGUGAUUAUCAAUUUUUAUUACGAUCUGCAGUUUAAUAUCAGAGGGACCAUUUACGCGGGUCUGGGCGUGAUCGUCACAUCACUUUAUCAAGUUUGGGUUAAUAGAAAGCAAAAGGAAUUUCAAAUGGAUCCCAUGCAGUUGUUGUAUUACCAAGCACCUAUUUCUGCUGCUAUGCUGUUUAUUAUAAUACCUGUGCUGGAACCUCUUGAUAACACCAUCAUACGCCAUUGGAGUUGUUUCGACAUUUCAAUAGUGCUUUUAUCAAGUAUUGUUGCUUUUUUCGUGAAUCUCACCUCCUAUUGGAUCAUUGGGUAUACAUCACCAUUAACGUAUAACAUGGUAGGGCAUUGUAAAUUUUGUCUUUUAUUAUUGGGAGGAGCUAUAAUUUUCCAUGAAUCACUGGCUUUUAAUCAGACGACAGGAAUUGCCUUAACAUUAGGGGGCAUUAUUUUAUAUGCACAUGUGAAGAUGAAGGAUAAUCGAUCGAGCCCCUCCGACUCUACUAUGGAAGAGGGAAAAUCACUCGUUCACAAAAUAUAAUACAGUUAACGACAAAUGUGAAAUGUACUUGUUCAUGAAUAAACAUUUUUUAUGAAUGUUAGAAUGUUAUAGAGCGCCCAAUGAAUGGUAUAUUUAUACUUGUAAAAAGUGAAGAAAAAUAACUAUCAAUAAUAGAAGUAUUUUGAUAACAUGUAAAUAAACAAGAUUGAAAUAAAAUGUAAUGAAAAA
Molecule: messenger RNA, 1506 nt
Organism: Diachasmimorpha longicaudata
Lineage: Eukaryota; Metazoa; Arthropoda; Insecta; Hymenoptera; Braconidae
Product: solute carrier family 35 member E3-like
Exons: 5
Coding region: 379-1317 (312 amino acids)
Cellular component (GO): Golgi apparatus
Molecular function (GO): nucleotide-sugar transmembrane transporter activity; antiporter activity
Source: RefSeq, a predicted model, not a curated record